Rhincodon typus (whale shark) is the source of this 2429-nucleotide messenger RNA. RefSeq names its product inhibitor of apoptosis protein-like. The record is from RefSeq and is a predicted model, not a curated record. The transcript has 3 exons. Gene Ontology annotation, biological process: regulation of cell cycle. The coding region runs from base 1434 to 2429 and encodes 331 amino acids. Gene Ontology annotation, cellular component: nucleus; spindle microtubule; cytoplasm. NCBI's taxonomy places the organism in Eukaryota, Metazoa, Chordata, Chondrichthyes, Orectolobiformes, Rhincodontidae.
UGAGGGAAAUGCGAGAAAGGCGGUACAAAGGGGAAACCUGAGCGAAACUGGAAGUGAAAUUUAUUCCCACAAACUGAGGGCGGCCUCUGCGGAAAGUCCCGUCUCGAAGCCAAUCAGCAACUGCCAACAAUUUGAAAAGCGGGUGGGAGGGGAAUGUCCGUUAACGAUCAGCGCGACGGAUCGAGUGAUCCCAGGAUGUGAGGGGAGAUCGAGUGAUCCUAGGAGUGUGUGAGAAGGGGAGAUCGAGUGAUUUCUAAUAACAGGUGCAGACAGUUUCUUUGGAAGACCUUGAUAGGAUCGGCCAUUGUUGUUUUCCUGUGACAUUAACUGUUCCAAUUAUGAAAAUAUACCAGUUUUAAAAUUUGAUACUUUUUACUUCAUAAUGGAGGGCUAGACUCACAUGGGCACAUUACCUUUUUUGGAAGGAGCUUUGUUUCUCUUCACUGUCGCAGUUCAAUUUUUUUUUUGAAAGGAGUACUUGGUACCAUGUUGAAUUGAAACCCUUGCACUGAUCAUAGUUUAUGAAAUUCCUGUUUCCUCUGAUCCCUUACUUUUUGCAAUGCAACAUUUGGUAGCAUGUUAAACAAAAACUCCUUAGCCUAUGUUUAUCUGGAAAUGUAGCAUAUGAGAAAGAAAUGAAGAAAUUUAAGAAAUGGAUUUGUAUUAACAAAAAAAUUUCUUCACUCUUGGAAUUAAAUUCAAUUACAUGAGCAAAGCCAUCUCACAGUUUUGAAUAUUAAAGUGCCUGUUACAGCUAAGUGCAUUGUUCUGAAUGCUCAGAUAAUCUGUUCUGAAUUUUCAGGAUUUGAAGAAACCAAAAAGAGCCACAAAUAGAGAAAAUUAAUAAUCAAAAAUUUAAGACUUAAUUUUUCAGCCAACACCAAAGCAGAUCAGUUGGUCCUGCUCUCAUUCCUGAGGGACCUUGCUAAAUUGUCUGCCAUGUUUCCCACAGAAUUAUAACAUUUCAGAGCUACUUGAGAGGAUCCAAAAUUUUACAGUUAAUUAGGUGUGUCAGCUUUUUUUUCUUGGCUUUCUUCUUUCUUUCACAGAAUUUCCUUUGUUUAAUUAUGGUUCUCUUUAACUCCAAAUCAAAAAUCCUGAUUCUUAAUUCACCUUGAGAGGAAACCAGCCACAGCAUAUAGAUGUUCUUGUUUAGCAUGUUGCUAAAUGUGGGCACUGCAGGUUUCUCUUUAAAUGGGGUGAUAUUAACAUUCUAAUAAUUUCAGCGUCUCUAUGUGGAACCUCCUAGGUUUGGGUUGGAUUCAUGGCUUCAUUAUUUAACUGCGGUCUGACAUGCAUUUUAAUACUUAUCCACUCCCAUGUACAUGACUCUCACCAGCCUGACUUCAAACUGAGAAACAUUUUUGUUUUGACAAGCUGUUAACAAAGCUCCUUCCAAAAAAGGUAAGCCCUUAUUCUAUAUAAUACUCUUCAUGAAUAUAUUACAAAAUCAGAAUUUUGGUUACUUCAGAAUUGGCAGAGAUCAAGAGCUGCAGUAUGAUUUGUCCUCAGAACUUUACCGAAUUUCAACGUUUGCUCACUUUCCGUCAAACGCUUUGGUGUCUGAAAGGAGUCUUGCACGUGCUGGAUUCUAUUACACUGGUGUAAGUGAUAGAGUGCAGUGUUUCAGUUGUGGAAUCACUGUUGACAAUUGGCAAAUGGGCGACAAUGCUGUUGAAAGGCACAGAAGAUGCAACCCAAGCUGCAGUUUUAUUCAGAAUCUGCCUUCAGUUGUUGAACACUUUUCGGUUCGUUCCACGUUUUCUCCGACUGCAACCUCUUUGCAAUCAUCAUUUCAUGAAAAUGGAGCUCAUAUUGGAUUAGAGUACAGCAGUCCUAGUGAUCCAGUUGUCUCCAGAAGUGUGGAAAAUAUUUCUCAUCAAUUGAGAUAUCCGCAGUACAGUGCAGCUAUGUGUAGUGAAGAAAUGAGACUGCAAACUUUUCAGAAUUGGCCCUCUUAUUCUUCUUUAAUUCCUGCAGAGCUAGCUAAAGCUGGAUUUUAUUAUACUGGGGAAGAAGAUAGGGUUGCAUGUUUUGUUUGUGGUGGAAAGUUAAGUAAUUGGGAACCUGGAGAUCAUGCAACAUCUGAACAUAGAAGACAUUUUCCUUCAUGCCCCUUUGUUUUGGGGAAUCAGAUGGGUAACAUUCCAAUGAGUAAUACAGAAUCUCAAAGACUGGAAGAAAGACAUGAAACAGUUCGAGCUAUGCAUCCACGACAUCCUGAGAUGCAAUCUUACGAUACUCGACUACAGACUUUUUUGAGAUGGCCAGUCAGGAAUUUUAUUCAACCUGAACAAUUAUCCCGAGCUGGAUUCUACUAUGUUGGGCAAAAUGAUGAUGUGAAAUGUUAUUAUUGUGAUGGUGGCCUGAGGAGCUGGGAAGCUGGAGAUGAUCCAUGGGUGGAACAUGCAAAAUGGUUUCCAAGGUAA